Messenger RNA from Trichophyton benhamiae CBS 112371, 1263 nucleotides. RefSeq names its product DUF614 domain protein. The transcript has 2 exons. The coding region runs from base 1 to 1263 and encodes 420 amino acids. NCBI's taxonomy places the organism in Eukaryota, Fungi, Ascomycota, Eurotiomycetes, Onygenales, Arthrodermataceae. The record is from RefSeq and is a predicted model, not a curated record.
AUGUCGAACCAUCCGCCGCACUAUGGCAAUGCGCCACAUUAUCCUCCCCAUCUAUACCCCCAGCAACAUGAGCAGCAACAUCUACAACAGCCGGAGCAAAGGCCUUACUCGUACCUUCACACUCCAGUCGCUCUACAAGGGCCAACAUUCUCCUCGCCUGAUAACCCCCGUCACACUGCUCCCUCUGAACAGACAAACCAACAAUCUCAUUCACAACCCAACCAGCCGGGUAACCACCGUCCGUUUUCGUAUGUGUCGCCCGAUGCCGAUAAGAUAGUGGAUGAACCAUUAUCGACGGUUUCGAAUAACAGGAACGAUGCCGAUUAUGUGAAUAACCUCUACACUCACGUAUCUCCACCUCCACUUUCUGAACACCCUGCCCAAUUCGCCCCAUUUGCCGAUAGUACCACUCCACCCCCAAACCCAAGCCAGAUACACCAAGCCCAAGAGCAAGAAUACCUUCAACAACAGCAGCCACGGCAACAGGGAGAACAAUACCAGAGAGAACAAGAGUACCAACACCAGCAACAUUUCCUACAACAGCAUCAACAGCUACAACAGCAACACCAUGGAGUAGUCCCUCAUUCCCCUAUGGCAAUUCCUAAGUCUCCCGGCCCAUUGCCGGUAAAGCAAAAUCCGGAAGCAGAAACUCGGGAGCGACAAGCAGAGGAGACCACAAUUGCCCCUGACAGCAACCCUUUAGCACCGCAGUCACCCGCCCCAACUUAUGCCUCACAUUCAGGGCAUCAGAGGAUGAAUGGCAGAAGUAUAUCGGCCGUUCCAGACAUACAAUGCCAUACCCCCGGCCAAGCCUUCCACCCCCAACAAAGCGUCAAGGGUGGAAGCUGGUCAACUGGACUUUGCGAAUGCUCAGAUAUAGGUGUCUGUUGCUUAGGUCUGUGGUGCCCAUGCAUUCUAUAUGGACGAACGCAGCACCGCCUUUCAAGAAAAUCAAAACGGCAGGACCCGACUAAUAUGCUUGGAUAUGAGUCCUGCAAUGCGUCAUGCACUGUCAUGGCUCUAUUAUGUGGAUGCCAAUGGCUACUGGCAACCAUACAGCAUACACGGAUAAGACGGGCAUAUGGUAUCCCUGGCGGAAUCAUGUCCGACUGUGUCCGAGCUUCGUGCUGUACUUGUUGCACUCUCAUACAAGACGAGCGAGAAAUCAAAACCCGUGAGGAAUCUUCUCGCACUGGCGGCAACACUGUCAGCGCACCUUACGUCGCUCCCGGGCAGAUGACAUUCAGCCCACCCCCACGAUAA